Pararge aegeria (speckled wood butterfly) is the source of this 2673-nucleotide messenger RNA. It is a transcript of the gene SCCRO4, whose product is annotated as DCN1-like protein 5. The record is from RefSeq and is a predicted model, not a curated record. The transcript is spliced from 9 exons. Gene Ontology annotation, molecular function: ubiquitin-like protein binding; cullin family protein binding; ubiquitin conjugating enzyme binding. Gene Ontology annotation, biological process: positive regulation of ubiquitin-protein transferase activity; protein neddylation. The coding region runs from base 366 to 1115 and encodes 249 amino acids. Lineage: Eukaryota; Metazoa; Arthropoda; Insecta; Lepidoptera; Nymphalidae. Gene Ontology annotation, cellular component: ubiquitin ligase complex.
UCAGCCGCUGUGUUUGCACUUUGAUUUUGUAAAAUUUUCUUUAAAUUUGUUAUGGACGGCAUGUUUUAUGUGUUAUUAGGUCACUGAAAAGACCCAUUGUACCCGUUUACAGCGUUUAACAUAAUAAUAAGUAGUGUUUUCUUCGUAUAACAGUGAAGACAUCGAGUAGUACCUUAGAUUCGUUUAGCAGUUUGCUUCUAUGUUUUUUGUGAUAUUUUAGCUGUAAUAAUCUCAGGUUAUUAUCGACCUGACAAGUAGACAUUUUUUCCGUCAAGCUGUCCUCGCAAAUUCGCAAAAUAGGAGACGACAAUCCAUUCAAGUUCUCUAGUUUUAUAACGAGUCUGCCACCUAUAGGUGGUAGAGCAAUGCCGCGCUGCAGUAAACGCACGCGCAGCGGCGCUCCGCCCACAGAGCUGCUGCCGGGCACCACCACUCUCGAAGACCACCAUCACCACAAACGCUCCCGCAACUCCAGUUCACGAAGACAUUCCAAAUCUGAAGACACCAGUUUUAGUGCCAAAAAAUGUUUAACAUGGUUUAAAGAAUACACAACAGUCUCAGAGCCAGAUGUAUUAGGUCCAGAAGGCAUGGAAAAAUUUUGUGAGGACUUAAGUGUGGACCCAGAGAAUGUUGUGAUGCUGGUCAUUGCAUACAAAAUGGGAGCAAAACAAAUGGGAUUCUUCACCCAAGAGGAGUGGAUCAAAGGUCUAACAGAACUCCAGUGUGAUAGUGUACACAAACUGCAAAACAAAUUAGAAUAUUUACGCUGUUUACUCAAUGACCCAUACAUGUUUAAGGCUGUAUACAGAUAUUCAUAUGAUUUUGCUAGGGACAAGGACCAGCGGUCGCUGGACACGAGCACGGCGAGGGCGCUGCUGGGCGUGUUGCUGCCGCGCUGGGCGCUGCGGCCGCAGCUGUCCGAGUUCCUGUCGCGCGAGCGGCGCUACCGCGUCGUCAACCGCGACCAGUGGUGCAACAUCCUCGAGUUCAGCCGCACCGUGGACGUGCAGCUCACCACCUACGACGCGGACGGCGCCUGGCCGGUGAUGCUAGAUGAGUUCGUGGAAUGGCUGCGAGCGGAGCGUGCGGGGGGAUCUACCAUGUUGGCCAGCUGAGACAGUGCGUUGCUAGAAGUUGCGGUCUCGUCGCGCCAGUCGCGUCGCGUGUCAGUGUGACGCAAGUCGCGGCGACAGCGUAGCGCUCCUGUAUAUUGUUGAUGUUGCGGAGCAUUCGAAAUGUAUCCAUCUAUUCUACACUGUGUAUAUUAUUAUGAUUUUCUCGUCGACCUGCAUUGUCCUUUUUUUCAAAUAAUAAGUCAAUUUUGGCAUACUUGAUAGUUAGUUUGUACGAGGUUUGUUUGUUACGUCGACAAUAUUCUUUAGCGCAGAAUGAAAAAUUAUGACCCCAGGUAAUCUAGGGGUUCCUGAGGGGUAACCUGUUCUGAAUCACUGCCUGUUUAACAGAAAAAUUAAAUGCCAAAGCUUUAUAGCAGUGAAAUUAUCAAAUUAAAAACUCCCUUUAUAAAAAUAGAGCUAUACAAAGCACUUACAAUCGUUAAUUUCUACCUAUAACUAAAAGGAUUCAUAACACCCUGUGUGUUAUGAAUCCUUUUAGUAUAUUUUGUUCCCACUGUCUAAUAUGAAUAAACACAGUGUAGUAUGAUUAACUGUUUAUAUAUAUUAAAAUACUAUGAAAUAAUCUACAGCUGAGUAAAUUGUAAAUACCAAUGAAAAAUGGGCCUUAUUACUUUAUAUUUAGAUUUUGAAAUACAGCAACAAAUCAGGUUGUCUCGCUCUAGGAGUGGACGCGUUACCAAUCACCAAUGGGAGAUGAAGACAUUUCGCGCUGAGCUAUGAUUGGCUAUAAUAUUUUCAUGCCUAAGAAUGUCUCUGUAGUACAUUUUCGUGUACUUAUAAAAGUGACAGUACAGUUAUUACCUGUAGAGAUUAUAGACCCCAUACAUAAGGGCCCAAAGUUUGCUAAUACAAUAAUAAUUGUGUGUUAGCGGUCGAUCAACGACGUCAUAGUACUAAUAAAAAAUUUAAAUGAAAUAACGCGAAUCAUUUUUUUUAUUUUAUAUAAGCACCGGAGGUGGUGCUUUCUUCUUUUUUUCUCUAUGCUUGUGUUUUUCACGCCAUUGGUUGCCUUAAAGAGAUCGCCGCGGAAUUUCAUACGCUCUGUUGUGUUUUUUCGUAUAUUUCUGUGUCUUAGCUUCGUGUACAAUAAAGGUGUACUCAUUUAUUCAUUAUUUUCAUUAGUACUAUAAAUUGAUCGACUACUGAGAUUGCAAUAACAGACUUGGGGGCCCGGGGUGAAAGAAUGCGAACCCACCUAAUUAGGCAAUUUAGAACUAAAAUAACUUUUAUUGUGAAGCCAUUCAACCUGAGUUUAUGACAUAAAAGUCAAAUUUUUCUUAGUGUCUUGUAAUGUAAACAAUAUUGUUGUUACUUAUAAGUGUAAAGGAUUGUUUAUAUUACAAGACAAGUGAGAGUAAAUUAUCGUUAAUUCAGGUUGGAUCGCUGGAAAACUGGCCAGAAUCUGAGGCCUAGAAUGAUAAGAGAUAUUGACAUUUGCCACCUAAUAUUCUAUUAUUUACUUGGUUGCCAAAACUUGGCCUGCCAAGGGGUGCCAUUCCUCUAUUUAAUGAAUAAAGAUUGAAUUCGUAGCAUGUUU